AUGUCUGACCCAGUUGACCAAGUGACCGAGCAGGUCGCUAAGACCUACCUCGAUGACGUUACCGGAGAGUAUGUCAGCAAGACCGAGUUGAAGAAGAGGCAGAAGACGAGACAAAUUGAGGCCAAGAAGGCAGAGAAGGCCGCUAAGAACAAGGACAAGCAGCCAAAGAAGAAGGAUAACAUGGCCGACUUGAAUCCUAACCAGUACUUUGAACACAGAUCUCGCCAGAUCAACGAAUACAGACAGAAGUACGAGUCAGACUCCUCGGUCAUUAACCCAUACCCACACAAGUUCCACAGAGACUCCACUAUUCCCCAGUUUGUGGAGAAGUACUCCUCGUUGACCAGGGGUGAGACUAAGAAGGACGUUCAAGUGAAACUCACAGGUAGAAUCAUGAACAAGAGAGAGUCCGGUUCCAAGUUGAGAUUCUACUUCUUGAAGGGUGAUGGAGUCCAGGUCCAGGUGAUGGCUCAAGCUCAGGACUACGAGUCUCUUGAAGCGUACGAAAAGAUCAACGAUAACUUGAAGAGAGGUGAUAUCAUCGGUGUUGUUGGUUACCCAGGUAGAACUUCCCCAGCCAAGGGUGGUGAGGGCGAGCUCUCCAUUUUCGCCCAGCACAUCGAGCUCUUGACUCCAUGUUUGCACAUGUUGCCAGUGGAACACUUUGGUAUCAAGGACCAAGAAACUAGAUACAGAAAGAGAUACUUGGACUUGAUCAUGAAUGAUUUUGUUAGAGACCGCUUCAAGGUCAGAUCCAAGAUCAUCACUUUCAUUCGUAAGUUCUUGGAUGACAGGGACUUCACCGAGGUUGAAACCCCUAUGAUGAACGUCAUUGCUGGUGGUGCCACUGCCAAACCUUUCAUUACACAUCACAACGAUUUGAAUAUCGACAUGUUUAUGAGAAUUGCUCCAGAGUUGUUCUUGAAGGAGUUGGUUGUUGGUGGUAUGGACAGAGUUUACGAGAUCGGUCGUCAAUUCAGAAACGAAGGCAUUGACAUGACUCACAACCCCGAGUUCACCACAUGCGAGUUCUAUCAGGCUUACGCCGAUGUGUACGACUUGAUGGAUAUGACCGAGUUGUUAUUCUCUGAGAUGGUGAAGGAAAUCACUGGUGACUACAAGGUUACAUACCAUCCCGACGGUCCCGAGGGCGAGGCAUUGACCUUGGACUUUGCUAGACCAUGGAAGAGAAUCAACAUGAUCGAGGAGUUGGAGAAGGUCUACAAUGUCAAAUUCCCACCAGGAGACCAGUUGCACACCGAGGAGACAGGCAAGUUCUUGAAGCAGAUUUUGAUCGAUAACAAGCUCGAUUGCCCUCCACCAUUGACCAACGCUAGAAUGUUGGACAAGUUGGUUGGUGAGCUUGAAGACUCUUGUAUCAACCCAACAUUCAUCUUUGGUCACCCCCAGAUGAUGUCCCCAUUGGCCAAGAAGGAUAGAAAGAUCCCAGGUUUGUGUGAGAGAUUCGAAGUCUUCGUCGCAACCAAGGAGAUUUGUAACGCUUACACUGAGUUGAACGAUCCAUUUGACCAGAGAGCUAGAUUUGAGGAACAAGCUAGACAGAAGGAUCAAGGUGAUGAUGAGGCUCAGAUGAUUGACGAGACCUUCUGUAAUGCCUUGGAAUACGGUUUGCCACCCACUGCUGGUUGGGGUUGUGGUAUCGACAGAUUGGCUAUGUUCUUGACUGACUCCAACACUAUCAGAGAAGUGUUGUUGUUCCCAACCUUGAAGCCAGAUGCUACUACCAAGGCCGAGGAAGCCUCUUCUGUCGAGCCAUCUACUUAA
Messenger RNA from Candidozyma auris, 1785 nucleotides. RefSeq names its product lysine--tRNA ligase KRS1 (gene KRS1). Gene Ontology annotation, molecular function: tRNA binding; ATP binding; lysine-tRNA ligase activity. Gene Ontology annotation, cellular component: cytosol; cytoplasm. NCBI's taxonomy places the organism in Eukaryota, Fungi, Ascomycota, Pichiomycetes, Serinales, Metschnikowiaceae. The record is from RefSeq and is a predicted model, not a curated record. The coding region runs from base 1 to 1785 and encodes 594 amino acids. The transcript has a single exon. Gene Ontology annotation, biological process: lysyl-tRNA aminoacylation.